This is a messenger RNA of Nycticebus coucang (slow loris), 1639 nucleotides long. RefSeq names its product GIPC PDZ domain containing family member 2 (gene GIPC2). The transcript is spliced from 6 exons. The coding region runs from base 109 to 1077 and encodes 322 amino acids. Gene Ontology annotation, molecular function: protein binding. NCBI's taxonomy places the organism in Eukaryota, Metazoa, Chordata, Mammalia, Primates, Lorisidae. The record is from RefSeq and is a predicted model, not a curated record.
CCAUUGGCUCAGCGUGACACUUACCUGCGCGGGGCCCGGGGCGCAAAGUCCGAGGCGCAGUCUGCGGCGGUGGCGUCGGUGGGCCGGUGCACUGCUCCGCCAGGCAGGAUGCCUCCGUGGCCGUGGGGAAAGAAGACCAAGGCCAAGGAAACCAAGCCCACGGAGACCUCCCCGCUUGCGGAGCGCGAGCAGACGGGCGCAGCCGGUGGGAGCGCCCCGGAACCCCCGGCCCCCGCGCCCAGGCUGGUCUUCCAGACGCAGCUGGCUCACGGCAGCGCCACGCGCCAGGUGGAGGGUUUCUCCAGCAUCCUGGAGCUCUACGCCAAGAUCGGGGGCGUGUUUGGGAUCUCGCCGUCCGAGAUCUUAUACUGUACUUUAAACACACCUAAAGUUGACAUGGAGAGACUGAUAGGAGGACAAAUAGGACUGAACGAUUUCAUCUUUGCCCACGUGCGAGGACUCAGAAAAGAAGUGACUGUGUAUAAAUCUGAAGAUUCACUUGGUAUCACCAUUACAGACAACGGUGUUGGCUAUGCUUUUAUAAAGAGAAUUAAAGAUGGUGGCAUUAUCCACUCAGUCCAAACCAUUUGUGUGGGGGAUCAUAUCGAAUCUAUAAACGGAGAAAGUGUUGUUGGCUGGCGUCACUAUGCUGUUGCUAAGAAGUUAAAGGAAUUGGAAAAAGGGGAACAUUUUACCAUGAAGUUAAUAGAACCGAAGAGGGCCUUUGAAAUACAGCCAAGGUCAAAAGCUGGAAAGUCACUAGCAGAAAAGUUGCCAGAAGGAGAAAAAGUUACUGAAAGAGAAACUCUUCGCCUGAGGUCAAAAGGACCUGCAAAAGUAGAAGAAAUGCCUUCUGGAGCCAAAGCAAAGGCAAUUGAAAAGAUCGAUGACGUUCUUGAAUUGUACAUGGGAAUUCGAGAUGCUGACUUAGCUACCGAAAUGUUUGAAGCUGGAAAGGACAAAAGUACUUCAGAAGAACUCGUCACAGAACUCAACAAAAUUCUUGGAGACUCUGUAUUCCCAGAAGAUGUUGUUGUUUAUGUUUGGAAAGUCAUUGGUGAUGCCAGACAAGGAUGACUGUGGUGACCCCACCUCUGAAGAAAUGAACCAUUCUUCUUAUUUUUAAGACGGCCCCAUGAGAUCUACUUCUGGGCACAAUGAUUAAUAUAAUUAAGCUCUGGUUUAAUUGUAUGUGUAUGGAGUUCAGUGUUUGAAAUGUAAUUUUGAUUUCUGGGUACUUUUUAAUGGAGUUCUUUUGUAGUAUUCUUAAAAUAAAUCACCUAAAAUGUGAGCAAUUUUAAUAUUCAUUCAGAAGAUUUUUAAAAGUUUUAAGAAGUGUUUCUAGAGAGAUGAAUUUACUCCCCAUUAACUCCCAUGCUUUGAUUUCCAGAUAUGAGUAGUUCUGUUGAUGAAUCUUCCUGUAAUGAAUAUUAGAAUUGGAAUGGUGAUUUGCCUCAUAGCAUCUUCAUUUUGUUAUACUAGUUUGAACACGACAUGUUCAGGAGAUAAAAAUGUGAACUAUGCCUCCCACAGGUCUAGAAGUGUGUUUCUAUUCCUUGAGUAAGGGGAGGAAGAUUCUUACUGUCUGUUGAUUUCUGUGGCUCAUGUUCUGUCUUUGUAAAAUAAAGAUUGAGUGAUU